Brassica oleracea var. oleracea is the source of this 807-nucleotide messenger RNA. Its product is annotated as protein FLOWERING LOCUS T-like. The transcript has 4 exons. NCBI's taxonomy places the organism in Eukaryota, Viridiplantae, Streptophyta, Magnoliopsida, Brassicales, Brassicaceae. Bases 58 to 585 code for a protein of 175 amino acids. The record is from RefSeq and is a predicted model, not a curated record.
AUAAGAUAGAAGAACCAAUAAAUAAAUCAGAAACAACCUGUUUGUUUUAGAUCAGAGAUGUCUGUAAAUAACAGAGAUCCUCUUGUGGUAGGGGGAGUGAUAGGGGACGUUCUUGAACGGUUCACAAGAUCAAUCGAUCUAAGGGUUACAUACGGCCAAAGAGAGGUGACAAAUGGGUUGGAUAUAAGGCCUUCUCAAAUUCUCAACAAGCCAAGAGUUGAGAUUGGUGGAGAAGACCUAAGGAACUUCUAUACUUUGGUUAUGGUGGAUCCAGAUGUUCCAAGUCCUAGCAACCCGCACCUACGAGAAUAUCUCCAUUGGUUGGUGACUGAUAUCCCUGCGACAACUGGAACAAACUUUGGCAAUGAGAUUGUGUCUUACGAGAAUCCAAGGCCCACCUCGGGAAUUCAUCGUAUCGUGCUGGUGUUGUUCCGGCAGCUCGGGAGGCAAACGGUGUAUGAACCAGGGUGGCGCCCACAAUUUAACACUCGUGAGUUUGCUGCGCUAUACAAUCUCGGCCUUCCCGCGGCUGCGGUUUACUUCAAUUGUCAGAGGGAUAAUGGCUGCGGAGGACGAAGAAGUUAGAUCGAUGGGCUUCUUCCUUAGAUCAAUUGACUUUACACGCCCUAAUGAGAUUAAAGCAUCUAUAGUACUAUAAUAAGUAUUUUUAUGAUACGAGUAAUGAACGGUGAUAAUGACUACAAUAAUUUAAAAUGUAUUAAUAAAUCAGAGGGGGAAACAAAUGAGAGUGUUUUUACUUAAAUGGUGUGUGAUGCAAUAUUUUCUACAUGAAAUAUAAGUGUUAUA